AUGGGUGCCUACUUUCAUCUGCAUGGAUAUGUAGAAGUUCACCCUCCACAUGAGGCUCACGCGAGGAGGCAACCAACUUGUCCGUUUUCCGUUGGUCAACUGGAGACCGGGAGCGCGAAUGGCCAGAAGCUGAACGUGCUUUGUCCGAUUUGCGCUUCUGCGGCCGAGAUUUUGAACGAUUUGAAGGCUGUUGUUUCUCGACAGGGGCUGCUACAAAUAGGUGAGUACACACGAGUAAUUGUUGAAUUUUAUUACUCUAACAAAACAUUUGAGAGAUAA
This is a messenger RNA of Opisthorchis viverrini, 279 nucleotides long. RefSeq lists its product as hypothetical. Lineage: Eukaryota; Metazoa; Platyhelminthes; Trematoda; Opisthorchiida; Opisthorchiidae. The record is from RefSeq and is a predicted model, not a curated record. The coding region runs from base 1 to 279 and encodes 92 amino acids. The transcript is spliced from 2 exons.